CUAAAAGGCUCCGUACGUGCGGGGAAGUAUUGGGGGAUUAUUUAUACUGUGUCUAUGGCAUCUGAUGGGCUGGAUGCCGCGCUUCGAGGUGGCCAAGCAGCAAUCAACUACAACAACACCGAUAUGAUCUGCUACAACUGGAACGGAGCGCGUUUUCCUCUGCACUCUGCAAAACAUAUUGAACCAAACCUUCAAGCGCCAUGUCGGCAAGUAGAUUGGCAUAUUACGGACAAACGGCACUAGAGCUCUUCAUGGCCUGAAUUCUUCUCACCUCUUCCGACUUCAAUGCCGUGAAGGCUUUCUCAACCCAAUUACCUCGUCAUCAACUAAUAUUAAACCAGAAAAUCUGGGAGCACAAGUUAUUUGCAAUACAGCUUCAGUCGGCGUGCACGCAGUGCAGCAAUUCUUCUUUAUCAUGGCGAUUAAAUUCGCAAGCCAGAAGUUCCGGAUAUUCUCCCGUCGCUCGAUCCUCACAAACGACUCGAUACGCAAAUGUAUUAUGCUAUAUCUUCUUUUUUUUUUAAAAAAAAAGCCUUAUGCUGCGCAAGAUACGUCUUUGCGUACCAAGAAGACUGGCGCCUUAGUGAUGGACAAUUCGCCCUUACCUGGAUGAGCGGCUGGUCUUACCAGUUCAUCGCCAUCGAGUUAAUGGAUGCCGUUGCCGCAUUCCCCCCCUUUGCAUGUGCGCCCUUUGUUAUUACUACUUGGGUUCCCUUCAACAUUUCUUCUUCUGCAUUGAGUGCUAACCUUUGGGGCCGGGCUUCUAUAAACUCAUGUAUGCUCUAGCGGUCGAAUUUACUGAGACUUUCGUUACAAUCACUUCUGGUGGAGCGGUCGAUCAUUAUACCGCAACUUGCCUGUUUUGUUUGCGCGGGCACUACUGCUACA
Messenger RNA from Trichoderma asperellum CBS 433.97, 888 nucleotides. The record is from RefSeq and is a predicted model, not a curated record. NCBI's taxonomy places the organism in Eukaryota, Fungi, Ascomycota, Sordariomycetes, Hypocreales, Hypocreaceae.